CUCGAACAGUUUGUCUGGCCAAGCUUCAUAGUAGAGAUGAUUCAAGAUGAAAGUUAUCUUAAGCCAAGACAAUUUUUAUUUUUAUGCUUUCGGUUGGUGGCAUUAGUAACUCUUCUAUUUGGAAUACUUGGUAUAGUUCAUUGUCAAGAAGUUUUGAGCUCGGAAAACGACAUUUGCAGAUUCUUCAAAGAUGGCGUCUUGUUGCGAAAGCCAGGCUUUUGUCAUAUCGGCAUAAAGUGUGAAAACUUUAAAAGCGUUACUGCGACCGAAUGUGAAAAAAAUCAGUUUUAUAAUCGAAAUACUAACAAAUGUGAAAAAACUUCUUCCGACAAAUAUUGCGCAACAGCAUGUACUUCAAAAACUCAGGGGUAUAUUGCGGACACUAAGAACUGUCAAGGCUGGUAUAACUGCAAAGGCUCCACCACGGUUAGCUUCGGCUCUUGUGCGGGUAAUCUGGUUUUUAAUGUUAAUGAAGGGAUGUGUGAUUAUCCGGAAAAUUAUUCUUGUAAAAAGGAAUUUAGUUUUUGUGAUGUUGUGCCUAAUUCAAUACCAUUUUUGCACGAGACGAACUGUGCUGGCUACUAUGAAUGUGUGAAAGACAAACUAGUUGAGCAGGCGUGUGAAUACGGUAACUACUUUGAUGUUGAAACAGGAACUUGCAUUCCAAGGAAUAAAGUUAAUUGUGCAAAAUAUCCGAUUCCUGAUGAAGUCUGCGGCAACAAAAAACUUGCAAUUAGAAAUCGCUUUGUCAGUGAUGACGCUUCUUGUCGUGGAUAUUUUUACUGUAAAGACCUUGGUGUUGGCAUCCCAGAUACAGCACCGGUUUGGGGACAGUGCUCGGAAACAAGAUUUUUCGAUCCGAUAGAAGAGGCUUGUUUGCCUCGAGCGCAUGUGCGAUGCGUUGACGAUCGAUGCGACGGUCGAAAUGACGGUUAUGAGAUAAGUUCACAAACGGGUUGUCAACAUUACCUUAUUUGUAAAGGAAAUCGUACUUCAGAGGAAGUUUAUUGUGGGGACGAUAAGUGGUUUGAUGCAGAAAAAAAUGAGUGCACCACCACUAUUAAAUCGUAUCUAGCUUGCUCUUAAUUCUAUACUUUGUGUAACAAUUAUACUCAACACUAACACUAUUAUCAGUUUAUAAAGCUUUUUCAGUUCCACA
Molecule: messenger RNA, 1159 nt
Organism: Bactrocera tryoni
Lineage: Eukaryota; Metazoa; Arthropoda; Insecta; Diptera; Tephritidae
Product: peritrophin-44-like
Exons: 2
Coding region: 37-1086 (349 amino acids)
Cellular component (GO): extracellular region
Molecular function (GO): chitin binding
Source: RefSeq, a predicted model, not a curated record